GGGAUCCGGGCGGCGUGGCGAUGACCUGAUCCCGAGCCCGCCAGGGCGCCCGUCCCUUGCUGCCCGGCUCGCUCGCAGUCUGUGCAGAGACCGGCUCGGUGCGGCGGCCCGGGCGCACGGUGGCGGGGAGCUCCGGUGAAAGGCGUGUGGGCGCCGAGCUGAGGAGGACACCUUCGGCAGCUCUGCCUUUGGAGGGGCUUCUGUAAACUACUGAGUCAUUCCAGAUUUAGGAUUCCCUAAAUAAUCACCAACUGUGCCCGUCUCGUGCCGGAACGCAGGCAGAGAGAGCGAGAGGUCCGGCUCUCGGGACCCCGCGGAUCCCCAGGGUGCUUGGCCCUCGAGGAUCUCCCUCCCUCCUGCUAGUCCUCCCCCCUCCCUCGUCUCCCGCUUUCUUUGCAGUGCUGCUGGAGGAGAGGCGCACUCACCGCAGCUGGAAACAGCUGCCCCCGCCCCGCGCCCCAACCCCGAGUCUAGCCAACCGCUCCCACUUCUCGCCUCUUGGAAUUCCAGAAGUGGGGAGGCCGACCGGCCCCUGGAGAACCGCAGCCCGUGCGAUGCCUUCCGUAGACCUCACCCAGCCGGGACGGACCUCCUAAUCGCCAGAACCGCGGGCCACAGGGAGUUGAAUUGCUGCCUUCCUCUCUUCUCUGUCGCGGUUGGUGGCUCAUUUUCUAAAGGAACGUUUUAUUCACUUUUUAGUAUUUUCUUUUCUUUAUUAUUUUUUUAAGCCAGGGGCACGCUUCUCGCCUCGGUCCAGACUCUGCCUUGUAAACGGGUUUUCUAUGUAUGUAUGUGUAGGAAUACUUUGGACACCUUACAAAGCUUGCGCCUCUCCAACCGGGGCACGGCUUGUUAUUUUGGACAUCUUUUCCCAUUCUCCACUUGGUACCCUGAACGCAGUGUGACCAAAUUCCUCACUGCCCUUUGGACGUGGAUCGCCUUGAGGGUGCAAGUUUGGGGUACAAACGUCUACUUCGCAAGAAGGCUUGGGACCGCCCCGCCCCCGCCGCCAGUGGUUGGGGAAGUUUACAUCUGGAUUUUCACACGUUUUGUUGCCACUGCCCAGACUCUGACUAACCUUGUGGGCUCCAGGUUUUCGAUACUGCAACCUCCUCAAAUAUUAGCACUGCCUCACUGCGCCUGUCCCAUCCCUCCAGGCCCUCGAGGUCCUUCCCUCAUCCCAGCAGAGCAGGAACCCGAGGGCUCUCUGGAGCCCGGGGCCUCGGGCCCGCGCUGAGCAGCUAUGGCUGCAGCGAUAGCCAGCUCCUUGAUCCGGCAGAAGCGGCAGGCAAGGGAGUCCAACAGCGACCGGGUGUCAGCCUCCAAGCGUCGCUCCAGCCCCAGCAAAGACGGACGCUCCCUGUGUGAGAGGCACGUCCUCGGGGUGUUCAGCAAAGUGCGCUUCUGCAGCGGCCGCAAGAGGCCCGUGAGGCGGAGACCAGAACCCCAGCUGAAAGGGAUUGUGACAAGGUUAUUCAGCCAGCAGGGAUAUUUCCUGCAGAUGCAUCCAGAUGGUACCAUUGAUGGAACCAAGGACGAAAACAGUGACUACACCCUCUUCAAUCUAAUUCCUGUGGGACUGCGGGUGGUGGCCAUCCAAGGUGUGAAGGCCAGUCUCUAUGUGGCCAUGAAUGGGGAAGGCUAUCUCUACAGCUCAGAUGUUUUUACCCCAGAAUGCAAAUUUAAGGAGUCUGUGUUUGAAAACUACUAUGUGAUCUAUUCUUCAACCCUGUAUCGCCAGCAGGAAUCAGGGCGUGCAUGGUUUCUAGGACUCAAUAAAGAAGGUCAAAUCAUGAAGGGGAACAGAGUGAAGAAAACCAAGCCCUCAUCUCAUUUUGUACCAAAACCUAUUGAAGUGUGUAUGUACAGAGAACCAUCACUACAUGAAAUUGGAGAAAAGCAAGGACGUUCGAGGAAAAGUUCGGGAACACCCACCAUGAAUGGAGGCAAAGUUGUGAAUCAAGACUCUACAUAGCUGAAAACUCAUCUUAUGCUUCCCUCACCCUCUCCCUUCUCUUCCCUCCCCUUUCCCUGUUUUCUCCAAUAAAUUCACCCCAACAAGAGAAAAAUAAUAAAACGGCAUCACAGGACUUAGUAGCUGAGAUUCUGCACUCAAAAUCUUCCUUUGUGUAGGACAAGAAAAUUGAACCAAAGCUUGCCUGUUGCAAUGUGGUAGAUAAUUCACAUGCAUAGCAAUUAUCUCACAUAAAAGCAAAGAAAAAAUAAAUCAGGACUCCACAAAUACUAAAUUUAACUGUGUUGUUAUUAACAGAGGGCUAAUUGCAAAUGAAGACACAAGGAUAAUGCAGACAAAAUACAGUCACUGAAUGGAUGGAAAAGGUUUCUAGAAAGCCACUUAGAAGAUGUUGUUGGACCUUAAAUCCUUUUAUGUUCUAGAGAAUUCUGUGAUGUGCAGUUUUGUUUCAUGUUGUAUUUUCUUUAGACUUCUGUAAAUGAUACACAAUAACCUCCUGUUUUCAGGAUAUUCUCUCAAUCCUAAAAUUGAACUUGUCAAAAUUAUAUUCUUCUAUUGUCUAUCAGACAUAUAUCUGAUGUCUAUCAGUCAGGGGCCAUUUAGUAUGAAGAAAAGUUUUAAACAUUAUUCUUGAUGUUGAUAAUAUUUUUUUAUUUUAGAAAAUGAAAAUCUUGUGUUGAGUUUAAUCAUAUUAGCUGAUUAAAUUACUUUGUAAAGAGUUUCUCCUAAGGGAAUAUCGUAUUUUUCUCCGGGUAUUGAUCUGGGAUUUUAUUAUAUUUUUUAGACAUUUAGGGGAAAGGGUUUUAUUGUAUUUCUGAGGAGGUAUAGAAGCCCGCUGCCAUUGCUGUAUCUGGUGAAGAAGCAUUGGCUUCUAGCCUUUUCCAUUCAGUCUUAGUGUUGAUUUGUGGGUGCCUUUGAGCAGCGUGUAUGUGCAUGUGUAGCUGUCAUGGAAAGUUGCUCUUUUUUUGCCAUGUCUUGCAGCAGGGAAGAAGGAAGGUGGGUUUUACCUAAGGAAAUAGGGCUGAGAUAUAGAGUCAGAGCAAAUUUUUAUAGCCUUUUUAUGUUGCCAGAAUUUGUGUGUAGACUGUUUUCCAAACUCUAUGAAAAAUCGGGAGACUUAUUAGUGAAAUUCCUGACUUACCAUAUAUGAGGGCAGUAGCUCAUUUGUAUUAUCCACAUUGACAAGUCUGGUUUCUGUGUUCUAGAAAACAGAAGGUAACUGAUUAAACGUGAAAUUUUCAAGGGACAGUGAGAAAAACUUAACAGCUUUGAUUUCAAUAGACAGAGUUUGGUUGGUGGAUUUGUAUAGUGAAGAAGAACUCCAUGUAAGAGCAAGCAAACACACUGUUAGGAAUACUGAAGGACUAGGAAACAUUAGCAAACACAUGAACUUAUACCAUGGCAUUGGAAUUACUAGAUCUAAUUAGGCCUGGAAACCUGAAAUGGUAUAGUGACAUCCAAAUUCAAGCAAAACAAACCAGAACGUUUAAAAUGUUUGCAGAUUUAUGGGUACCAUAAUGAGAAGACUCAGCAUGUAACUUUUUCCUAUAUAUCUACUGUCCAGCAUGUAUUACUCCAACUAUGACUUCCUAAAAAUACACACUUUACAGAAGAUGUAGGUCCUCACCUCAAACCUUUCCACUGGUUGCUGUAUUCUUUUAAGGUCAAUGUAGUGUCUCCCCUCUACACAAUCAUAAUUCUUAAAUGUAAUUCUUGUCCUAUCAAGUAUCCUAUUUACGUUCUCUGAACAAUGGCAGGAAAUGUACUGGAGGAAUCUUCCUAUAAAGCUAGGAAGAAUAGCAGUUAUGCACAGAGGCCAGGCUUUUGAAGACAGUUUAAAUCAGAAUAUAAGGAAAGUAACAGAUACAUUUAGCUUUUAUAUAAGGAAUAUUGCUUUCUGAGGAAGAGAACAACCACGUAAAGACACAAAAUAAGAAGCUGUAUUCAUUAUCACUGCUGAUCCAACUUAAUUAUAAAUACACCUGUCACUUCCAGGACCAAACAAGUCCCAAGCACAAAGCCUUAUUUUCUUUGAAACAAAUAAUAAAUAAAGAGGCUUCAACAAAAAUGGGUCAUGAGAUCUUUUACGGGGAAGUGCCUGGAGGUUUUAAGGUGAUAUGUUUACUCAACCAUAAUGCAGCCGAAAGUCCACAGAAAAUGCAAUUGGUGGAAGUCACCGUUGCCCAUCUCAUUGAUGAUUUCAUGAUAGAAUUUUAAUCAUGUUGUUUAUGAAAAUAUAAUCUGAUAUCAAUCUCUAAUAAAGUCCCUUCUCUAUUUUCA
Messenger RNA from Myodes glareolus (Bank vole), 4255 nucleotides. It is a transcript of the gene Fgf12, whose product is annotated as fibroblast growth factor 12. Gene Ontology annotation, molecular function: growth factor activity. The record is from RefSeq and is a predicted model, not a curated record. NCBI's taxonomy places the organism in Eukaryota, Metazoa, Chordata, Mammalia, Rodentia, Cricetidae.